Messenger RNA from Alnus glutinosa, 2039 nucleotides. Its product is annotated as zinc finger CCCH domain-containing protein 37. The record is from RefSeq and is a predicted model, not a curated record. The transcript has 12 exons. Lineage: Eukaryota; Viridiplantae; Streptophyta; Magnoliopsida; Fagales; Betulaceae. Gene Ontology annotation, molecular function: mRNA binding; metal ion binding. The coding region runs from base 124 to 1722 and encodes 532 amino acids.
UAUAAAAUGAUUUCAAAAAAAAAAAAAGAGAAAAAAAGAAAAAGGGUCCAAAUAGUAUAGCAAGUACAUGACAAUAACUAAUUUAUCUAGGGUUUAAUUAUUAGUGGGUUUCGAUCAAUUGAUAUGGCGAAUCAACUCUACGGCUACAACACUUCAUCAUACGGAGCAGCACCAGCUGCCGCUGCUGCCACCUCCAGUCUCUCCUCUGUCUACGACUCUCGUUCUCUUUCCGACCGGACUAUCCUCCGCUACAUCGGGUCGGAUCCAUCGACCACCAAGUACGCUCUUUCCGAUCUUCACCGUCGUUUUCUUCUUCGUACCUCCUCCGCUGCCGCCUCCUCCCCUACCAGCUCCAUGUACGAAGGUCUCCGCUACUCCACAACGCCAAAUGCCACGUCGCAUUUGGUCUCUCAGGCUUCAUGGCCCUCCGCGGAUGUAGCCGCCGCGGACCCCCUCGCCGGCAUCAAACGCCCCUCUGAAGCGCUCUACCAUCAGACUGUUUUGGGUGCCCAUAAUGCGAUUGGGCAAACUGAAGCUUGGUAUUCUACAAACUCUUUAGCCAAGCGCCCUAGAUUCGAGAGUGCAAGCAAUUUGCCUAUAUAUCCACAGAGGCCAGGGGAGAAGGAUUGUGCCUACUAUAUGCUCACGAGAACCUGUAAAUUUGGAGAUGGCUGCAAGUUUGACCAUCCUAUUUGGGUUCCUGAGGGUGGAAUCCCAGAUUGGAAAGAGGUUCCACCUCUUGCUAUAAGUGAAUCCCUUCCUGAGAGACCAGGGGAGCCAGAUUGUCCAUACUUUCUGAAAACUCAAAGAUGCAAAUUUGGUUUGAAGUGCAAGUUUAAUCAUCCAAAAGAUAACUUAGUGACUCUGUGUACUUCAGAAGAUGCCGGCAUAUCUGCCUUACCUGAGAGACCAUUUGAGCCCCCGUGUGCAUUCUAUAUGAAGACUGGAAAAUGCAAAUUUGGCUCAACCUGCAAGUUCCAUCACCCAAAAGAUAUUCAGAUAUCAUUUGGACAACAGAAUGAUAAUGGUGAAAAGACUGAAUCAACAAUUACGACAGAGUGGGCACCUGCUGAUGGAACACCUGCUAAUCCUCUUACUUCGUAUACCCCAGCAUUAAUAUAUAACUCCAAGGGACUUCCUGUAAGACUGGGUGAAGUGGAUUGUCCAUUCUACCUGAAAACUGGCAGUUGCAAGUAUGGUGCAACUUGCCGCUACAACCAUCCUGACCGUUAUGUAAUUAAUCCACCUGCUGCUGCAUUAGGCCAUCCCAUUGUAGCCUCCCCAGCAACUAAUCUGAAUAUUGGGGUUGUCAAUCCAGCUGCCUCUAUUUAUCAGACUAUUGACCCUAGAUUGGCUCAGCCAACGGUGGGAGUGGGCCCAACUAUCUAUCCUCAACGACCUGGACAAAUUGAAUGUGAUUACUAUAUGAAGAUGGGGGAGUGUAAGUUUGGGGAAAACUGCAAGUUCCAUCACCCUAUUGACCGUUCUGCUCCAUCACUGUCAAAGCAAGCUCUGCCACAAACUGUCAAGCUCACUCUUGCCGGAUUACCUAGGAGAGAGGGUGCUAUCAUCUGCCCGUAUUACUUGAAAACCGGCACAUGCAAGUAUGGUGCAACCUGCAAGUUUGACCACCCGCCUCCUGGAGAGGUAAUGGCAAUGCAAGCAUCACAAGGAACAUCAACAUCCACGUCUGUUGGAGGGGAUGAAGAAGAGGCUGAAUAGGUUCAUGAACAGCAACAUUGAGGGUCUGUCUUUCUAUAGGAUUCAUUUUAUUUGCCUUUGUUUUUCUUAUGAUGCUCAAACUUAAUUUGACAUACACUGCGCAUAUGAUUUGUCCUACUAACCACUGUGUUGUGUGAUUUGUGGCAACUGGCAAGGCAUCACUGAUGGACCCAAAUUACCAUUGGUUGUUGUCAUGUUUGUGCAUAUAUUUACUUGUGGAGUGACUUUGAUCUGUGAUGAUAGGGCUUAUGUGCGGUAAAAAAACAACAGCAUGUGUGCUAGAGUUUUUUUCAAUGGUCCAGAUUUAAUUUCAAAUA